This is a messenger RNA of Aspergillus ochraceoroseus IBT 24754, 669 nucleotides long. Its product is annotated as glycoside hydrolase family 11 protein. NCBI's taxonomy places the organism in Eukaryota, Fungi, Ascomycota, Eurotiomycetes, Eurotiales, Aspergillaceae. Gene Ontology annotation, molecular function: hydrolase activity, hydrolyzing O-glycosyl compounds. The record is from RefSeq and is a predicted model, not a curated record. Bases 1 to 669 code for a protein of 222 amino acids. The transcript is spliced from 2 exons. Gene Ontology annotation, biological process: xylan catabolic process.
AUGGUUUACUUCUCCGUGGCUUUUGGCCUCACUGCUGUUGCAGGACUUGCAUUGGCUUUUCCUGGACAUCCGAUGGACAAGCGUCAGGCAAUCACGUCCUCCCAGACCGGUACAAACAACGGUUACUAUUACUCAUUCUGGACCAACGGCGUGGGAACUGUUGAUUACACCAAUGGCAAUGGUGGAGAGUAUAGCGUUACCUGGGACAAUUCAGGCAGCGGCGGCGGCGAUUUCACUUGUGGAAAGGGCUGGAACCCUGGAAGUGCACAGGAUAUAACGUACUCUGCUACGUUUACUCCAAGCGGAAACGCCUAUCUAGCGGUCUAUGGUUGGACUGAAAGCCCGUUAGUCGAAUAUUAUAUUCUCGAGAACUAUGGCGACUACAAUCCUGGUUCAAGUAUGACGCAUAUGGGGACAGUCACUAGUGAUGGGUCUACUUAUGACAUUUACCAACAUACCCAAACCAACCAGCCUUCCAUCGAGGGCACUGCUACCUUUCAGCAAUUUUGGUCAAUUCGUCAGAACACCCGUUCCAGCGGAACUGUGACUACUUCCAACCAUUUUAAUGCUUGGUCCGCAUUAGGAAUGAAUAUCGGCUCUUUUAAUUACCAGAUUGUCUCAACCGAGGGCUAUGAGAGUAGUGGCUCGUCAACUGUUACUAUUUCUUAA